UUCCAAUGUGUUAAAACGAACAAUCAUAUAUAGUGCUUGACUAAUAACUGAUAAUUAUAUUUAUUUAAAAAUUAAAACCUUAGGUUUAACUUAAUAUUUUUAAUUCUAUUAGCUCAUUGAUGGUUUACUUAAAAACCUCCAGCUUAAAUUUGCUGUAAAAAGUCUCACCUGUGCCCAAGUGUUAUAAACUAGGUCUAAGUUAUUCAGUAGGCUAUAAACUAAUGUGCUGUGAAUGAUGAGCUAAAUACAGGUUUAUUAUAUCAUACCCACAAUGUUCCCAGUUAAGGGUUAUUUUAAAUCUUUGGAUUGCCCUUGCUUUGAAAUUGGGCUUUGUGACAGGCUUUACUGUCUUUUCCGGCACUACCAAAAAAAUACAGAAUGCAUAAAUUUGGAGAGAGAGAUUCAGCGGAGUACUGAAGCUAUUGUGUUUACAGAGGAGAAGCUUACACACAAAACACAUGAUUCGUCCAUUAAAAACAAGGAAUACAAUCCAACCCCUAUUUUGGAAUUAAAUAACCGUCAGGUUUGGGACGGUUUCCCUGAAGAACAGUUCGAUCAAACCAAAGACCAAAGUGUUUUUGAUGCUCUAUCAAAUAAAAGUUUCUCAAGCUAUGAUGAGGACAAAAACUUUUCUGAAAAAGAAAAUCACAAUUGUGUAGGCAGUGAAUCACAAAUGGAAAUUUUAAAACAAGUAUCAAAUGAUUCACUUAGUGAUGAUUCUAUAAUUGAAAUUAUUGAUUCAGAAACAGAAAAUAAUACUGUUGAUGAUGUUAAGGCCAAUUUUGGUACCGGUACCAGUAUUAAGAACAGAUAUGUACAAAAUAUUUCUCAAAAUAAUUGUGUGCCUAAAAGGAAAGAAAAACUCAAAGCGCCAGCUAAAGACAAAAACUCAAGUUUACUACAGAGCAAAAAUAAUAAACACAAGGAUGAAACCUAUUUGGUGAGUCGACCCAAGAGAACUGUUAAAAAGUUUAAGCAGAGGGAUGACAAAACGUCUAAAACACAGAUGAAAGAUAGUUUUAAAGAAAUAUCAUCUUCUGUAAAAUCUGAUUCAUUUUACAGUAGUUCAUCACACAAUUGCUUUGUCAGUGAUAAAAUUAAAGACUCAUGUAAGAUUAGCCAAUCAUCUGAUGACAACAGGAUAUCUGUGGAAAUUUUACAAUCAACAAUACAAAACAAAAAUACACUUGAGGAUUGUAGACCUCCUUCAAAACAUAUUGAUUUAACAGGGCACUUUAAGUUGAAAAGUGAAAGCUUGAAGCUAGAUUAUAGAGUUGAAAAUAAUAGGAGAAAAAGAAUAGCUAUGGGAGAAGCAUUGCUGAAGAAACAUAAACGAAUUAGAAGAAAAGUGGAGAUGAUGACUCCAGCAAAAAGAUUUCUCAUGAUGGCAAACAUAAGAAAUAAAAAGGUAAAUUAUGUUAAAUCACAACUUAACGAGGUAAAUAUUGUUAACUCACAACUUAAUGAGGUAAAUAAAUCACAAGUUAAUAAUGAUAAACCACAACACAAGUUAAACCUAACUUGUGUUGACAAGUUAAAUCUUGUUAAGCCAAAACGUAGUGUCCAGGCAGUGAAGAUUAGAAGUGUUCCUAAUGUUAAAUCUCUCCUCAAAGAGAAAGAAGAACUGUUGAAAAAGAUAGAAAACUACAAGAAGUGCAAGUCAACUAAGUAAAAACAAGUACUGAACAAUCCUUACUUGUUUGAAAACCAAAACUGUUCUUAAAAUGUUUUAGGUUUAUAAAACAUUAUUUGUUAACGAUGUAACAACGGAAAAAUGUGAAAUGAGGAUACAUUAAAAAUGAGGUCCCUCUUCUUUUAAGGGCAAAAAAAUAAAAGAUUCUUUAAAGUUUAA
Molecule: messenger RNA, 1852 nt
Organism: Macrosteles quadrilineatus (aster leafhopper)
Lineage: Eukaryota; Metazoa; Arthropoda; Insecta; Hemiptera; Cicadellidae
Exons: 2
Coding region: 272-1672 (466 amino acids)
Source: RefSeq, a predicted model, not a curated record